CGGCAGAAUGCUCCACCUUAAGGCGGUGAAUAUAACUUUUUUCGGACAUAUUGCCGCCGCUCCAAAAAUUUCGGUGGAGGAAGAGAACGCUUUUGCGUCAAUUUCAGCACGCAAAUAUGCCGCCGUCGCAGUUGAAGCAGCUCAAGGCCUCUCUCCGUGAGAGCGGGGUGCUGAGGCCGCAGCAGUCUAAAAAGCAAAAGCAACAGGAUGCGAAGAGUGGCGCUGCCGCGCACAAUCGAAAUCAGCGCAACGCCGCUUUGCAGUCCAUUCGAGACCGUUUCAAUCCGUUCGAAAUCAAAGCGGGAGGCACGCGCACAAAAUUUGAUGUGACCACUCGAGAAGGAAAUUCAGGCACAGCUGCUUCGCGUGCGCGACCCGGUGUCACCAAGUCACUGGGAGAAGAAAAAAGACGUCAAACGCUGUUAAAGGAAAUGGAGAAGAGGAACAAAGUCGGUGGUAUUGUAGAUCGUCGUUUUGGUGAAGAUGAUCCGACUAUGACGCCCGAGGAGAGAGCCGCCGAACGUUACGCUAGAGCUAGUCAGCGCAAGAUGCGCAAGGAUUCGAUGUUCAAUUUGGAGGGAGAUGAUGAUGAUGAAGAAUUCACGCUCACACACAAAGGCCAAUCUCUGAAUGAUGUAGAGCAAGACGAUUUUCAAGAAGGCGACUUGGGCGAGUUAGAUGACGGUGCGUCGGAUUCCGAGGCAGCCCGGAAAAGAAAACGCGUUUUCACCGAUGAUGGCAACUUUGAUGGCAUGGAGGAUCUAGAAGAUGGGGAGGAGGAGCCUGAACGAAAGAAAUCGAAGCAAGAGGUUAUGAAGGAAGUUAUUGCUAAGUCAAAAUUCCACAAAUAUGAGCGGCAAAAAGCUAAGGAGGACGAUGACGAUCUCCGUGAAGAGCUCGACAAAGGGCUCCCCGAUCUCUUCGAAAUGUUGAGAGGAGUGAAACCGCCACCAAAGCCAGAACCUCCGAAGAGUGAUCUGGCAUCUAUGAACCCGGAUCGUGCUGCACUCCUGGAGGGUACGGCCAAGGGAGAUACCGAGAAGGAGUACGACCAGCGCCUGAAGCAAUUGACGUUCGAUAAAAGAUCCAGACCAACAGACCGCACAAAGACAGAAGAAGAGAAGGCUGAGGAAGAAGCAGAACGGCUGAAGAUCCUCGAAGAGGAGCGUGUCAGAAGAAUGCGCGGCGAGGAAUUAAGUGAGUCUGAAGACGAAGAGGCGGGGGCAGAUGAAGACGAAGACAAAGGAAGUGAGAUGUCUGAAGACGAAUCUAUUCCAGAUGAUGCGAAGGCUUUUGGAUUGCAUCAUCUUUCGGAUCAGACAAGUGCUCGUCCCGAGCUCGGCGUCGAAGAUGAGGAUGACUUUAUAAUCGAUGAUGACCUUGUUGAGAUGAGAUCCGAUGUUAGCUUAUCUAUUGGUGACAGUGAUGAGGAAGUAUCAUCUGCGGAUGAGUCAGGAGAGGAGGACGAAGAUGAGGAUGAACUUAUCAACGGCUUUACCCUUCCCGGUGGCAAAUCUGGAGAAACUCCCCCUGGAGCUGAUGCACAAGAAGCCAAUGAAGGAUUGGCAUACACAUAUCCCUGCCCGAAGGAUCAUGAAGAGUUCCUCCAGAUCAUCAAAGAUGUGCCCAUGCAGGACCUUCCGGUGGUUGUUCAGAGAAUUCGAGCUUUGUACCAUCAUCGUCUGCAUCCGGACAACAAGAUGAAGCUUGGCCGAUUUUCCCGUAUCCUCAUUCAACAUGUCGCUUAUAUGGCCGCACAGCCCGAACAUCCCCCCUUUGCUAUCUUAGAAAACAUCUUCCGUCACGUCCACUCCCUGGCAAAGAGCCACCCCGAGAGCGUCUCCCAAGAGUUCAGGGCUCGUCUACGUGAAAUCGCAACAGAUCGGCCCCUUAACCUUCGGCCAAGUGAUCUGGUCAUUCUAACUGGUAUUGCCACAACCUUCCCAACGUCUGAUCACUUCCAUGCCGUUGCAACGCCGGCACACCUGUGCAUUUCUCGGUACCUGGGACAAGGUUCUGUAGACACUCUCGCUGAUAUCGCAACGGGCGCUUACGCCGCAAGCCUGGUUCUUCAAUACCAAGCAGCUUCCAAACGCUACAUGCCCGAAUUUAUUAAUUACAUCUUGAACGCACUGUGCAACCUUGCCCCGGAGGAACCCAAGAGCAGUCUAGGACUCUUCCCAUCGCGGAGUCCCGAGGAAUCUCUACGAUUGAAGACCUCAAAAUCGGUGAAGUCAAGGAAACUCCAGUUCUGGGACGUUACCUGUCCGGAAUCAAGCCCAAAGGCCCAAGAAGAACUCAAGCUCUCUCUCAUAAACACCUUUGCCUCUCUUCUCAACACCGUCUCCGAUAUGUGGUCAGACAAACCCGCCUUCCGCGAGAUCUUCGAGCAAGCCCGGAGCGUUCUCCGCUUCGUGAGCCGAUCGUGCAAGGACAAGAUUCCCUCCUCCGUCCAAGAUACCCUGCAAUCGACCCUCGAUAAAAUCGACGACCACAUCUCCAAAUCCCGUCUCACUCGUCGCCCGCUUUUACUCCACGACCACCGCCCACUGGCUAUCAAAGCCGCCAUUCCCAAGUUCGAAGAAACCUUCAACCCGGACAAGCACUACGAUCCCAAUCGCGAGCGUGCGGAAGCCAACCGGCUCAAGGCCGAGUACAAGCGCGAGCGCAAGGGAGCUAUGCGGGAACUGCGGAAGGAUGCCAAUUUCGUUGCGCGUGAGAAGCUGCGCGAGAAGAAGGAGCGCGAUGCUGAGUACGAGAGGAAGUACAGACGGCUUGUGGCCGAGGUGCAGAACGAGGAAGGCAGAGAGGCCAAUGCUUACGAAAAGGAGAGGAGACUCCGCCAGGGGAAGCGGUAAUCGUGUCGUUACUGAUGUCUUUCUUACUGGUUCUGGUUGGGUUCCUGGUAUUAUCCUUAUCAUGUUGCUGCUUAGACUUUGCAUGCCAAACAU
Molecule: messenger RNA, 2951 nt
Organism: Aspergillus alliaceus
Lineage: Eukaryota; Fungi; Ascomycota; Eurotiomycetes; Eurotiales; Aspergillaceae
Product: snoRNA-binding rRNA-processing protein NOP14
Exons: 2
Coding region: 117-2858 (913 amino acids)
Biological process (GO): maturation of SSU-rRNA
Cellular component (GO): nucleolus; small-subunit processome; Noc4p-Nop14p complex
Source: RefSeq, a predicted model, not a curated record